UGCUUUAAGCCAAACUGGAGCCGAAGGGUGGCGAAAUCGCACGAAUCGUGCCGACCCGAACCGAAAGCUCGGUUGCCCCUGUCAGUAGGCCUGCCGCAACGCAGCAGUGAGCGCGCCUUCUACCACGCGCUGAGAUUACGCGACUUUUUCCCUGAAUUCCGUCGAUAUUCGCCAUACUUCCACUGAUUUUCCCUACCGAUACGCUUCGCUUAUUAUCCGUUGGUAAAACGAUCGUAACACGAAACAAAUUAUUGCCCUUAAAACUCGUGAUUCGUCGUAUUGGUGCUAUCUUUCGUAUUUUGUGUACGCCUUUAACGUAAUUGUACAGAUCUGUUUUACAGCUCGAGGUAAUCGCAGAACAGUGAAUAGGAUGGAAAUUAGGUCUGUUGGAACAAAGGAAUAUAAUUAGAUGCAAUCUGAUACCUCUUUACAAGCGGUUGUCCUUGUUCUUGCGUUUCGAUGGAGCAUUCCAGCGGAUGAAUAAAAAUCCAUCGAUUCCCAGCAAGCGACCUUAAUCGUUCGUAUUUCCAGCGGGACCAAGAGUUACCAGUACUUUGGAGGCUACUGAUCGUAGAACCGUAUCCAGGACGAAAACGAGUUUGUAACCAUUCGCUCGAACAGAAAGUAGGAGUUCUCGUUGUUGCUCGUUAGUUUUGAUAUUCGUGGGUCUUGGGUGAUCGUGGCGAUCGAAAAGAUAGCGGAGUCGUCGUCUUCACCGGACGUAGCGGGAUUCCGAUACAUCAUGGUGAACCAUAAAGCGACUCCGAUGACAUCCCAUGCACCCUCCGAGGCGAUCGUAUCCGAUGGACCCUAAUGACACCGGUUCGAUGUUAUCAUCAGCAUCGUCGGGGUCGUCUAUUUCCGUCGCUUGGAACAGCGCGUCCUACGCGGCCAACUUGCGCUGAAAAAGGGCAGCGUUACGUCAUUAUCGGCGAACGAUGACGGCAAGUCGUGUGAUGUGUAACCGUGUAUGAAGCGAGCGUUAAUGGACCGUGGACGGAGCGUACGAUUAACCGAUCGAGUAGCUCCAUUAAUAACGACGAAGACGUUUUAUAGAGAACGCACGCAGUUGCAUCGAAGGGGAUGACCGAGCAACUUUAAAAAAAAGACGAAGCACCCUCGUCGAGCCGCAUUCUCGUUCGGUCGUUUCGUGAAUGAACCCCGUUCGAUCCGUUUGCUCGACACGCGCCUGUGCAUUAUUCUACGCGUGUGUAUGCGGUCGUUUACGGUCACGGUAACGCGAAAGUUGAUCGACGGUUUUCUCGUCUCUGGCAAGCUGCACUAUCGUCGAUCAUCCGACGUCGACGAACGUUGUCCAAGUUGUACGUACGUAAAUAUUCGGGUUUAUUCGUUCGUGUCGAUAAGUUGGUGAAAAGAAGUUAGAAGUAGAAGCGGUAGAAAUCGCGAUGUGAAGUUACAGAGAAGCGAGUGUGCUGUGUGAAGUUGGCGCGACGGUGUGCCACGACGAAUAGCUUCUGGAAUCCCAGAAGACGGAGAGAAUCGGUUCGCAGGCGAAGUUGCGACUCAACCUAUCGGAGAACUAGAUUCAUUGAAACUUAUCAGCUAUCUCGAGCAACUUGCUAUCCUGGAGUUAAGGUGUUGGAUAUUCGAGGGGGAGCAGGGGGAUUCGCCAGGACUCGUCUGUUCAAUUACACACAGUCCCAGGAUGAAGGGGAUGCUUUUGCUGAUGAGCACGCUGGUUUGGUUUGUUGCGGCGGAAGUUUUCCUUGGCGAUGUCGACGAGCCGAUACCGAUGCUGAAUGUGUCGGCGGUGGCUGGCUUCAAAGCUCAAAUACCUUGCGACAUCGAUCCAGCGAGUAGAAGCGAGGUGGUGAGCAUGGUUUUUUGGUACAAAGACGAAAGGGACGGCGAGCCGAUAUACAGUCUAGAUGCUCGCGGCAAAUCGAUAGCUCAGGCGAAGCUUUGGUCAGAUUCAUACGUAUUCGACGAAAGGGCGACCAUGAGGACGAACGUGGAUCCCGCGAAAUUGGAGAUCGAUCCCUUGGAGGCAACCGACGCGGGCGUGUACAGGUGCAGGGUGGAUUACAAAAAUAGCCCGACGAGAAAUCAGAAGGUUAACCUCACGGUGAUAGUGCCACCGAACAAGCCUGUGAUUUACACCGGGCCGGGUAAAAAUUUGGCCAAGGUAUUGCAGCCCUUUAACGAGGGUAGCGAGUUGUCGUUGUCGUGCGAGGUAAUCGGAGGUUCACCGCCACCCAAGGUCACGUGGCAUUUCGAAGAGGAAACGGACGACACGUACACGUUGGAACACGGGGACACUACGAUAAAUCAUCUCGACAUCACGAACGUCACCAGGAAGUUCCUCAGAGCUAGGCUAAUUUGUCGGGCAAGCAACACGCAUCUCGUUGCUCCUCUAACUUCCGAGAUUAUUUUGGAUAUUAAUUUGAAACCGUUAGUAGUGAAUAUUACGAACAAAGAAACGCACUUGUCGGCGUUAAAAACGUACGAAGUUGAAUGCGCCAGUUCGGGUUCCAGGCCAGAGGCUGUGAUCACUUGGUGGAAGGGAAACCAUCAGGUCAAACACAUGGCCAGAAAUUUUGCAGAUAGUCCGAACAUCACGAGAAGCGUGUUGAGUUAUGUACCCACCAUGGAGGACGAUGGAAAAUAUCUGAUCUGCCGGGCGGAGAAUCCGGUUGUACCUAACAGCGCCCUGGAAGAUAAGUGGCGACUGCUGGUUCACUAUGCACCAAUAGUGACGAUCAAGCUGGGCUUGAGCUUGAAGGCAAACGACAUAAACGAGGGCGAUGACGUCUACUUCGAAUGCGACGUUCAGGCGAAUCCCAAAGCGUACAAGCUGGCAUGGUACAAAGACGGCAAGGAGCUGCAUCAGAACUCGACUGCUAGAAUUUUUCUUCCCAGCGGACAAUCUUUGGUUUUGCGAAGCGUGACUAGAAAUUCCGCCGGCGAAUAUUCUUGCAUGGCAGUCAAUGUCGAGGGGAAAUCUACCAGCAGACCGGUAACGUUGGACAUAAUGUACGCGCCUGUCUGCAAAGACGGCUCAUCUACCCAAGUUGUCGGCGCCUUGAAGCACGAGACGAUCUCGCUGGUAUGUGGCGUGCAGUCGAAACCGCCGCCCAUCACUUUCCACUGGACCUUCAACAAUUCCGGCGAGCUGAUGAACGUGCCGGCCAACAGAUUCACGCAAGUGAAGCCGCUCAGCCUCAUCACUAGCCACUGGCAUGGAUCCAGGUUGAACUAUACUCCAGCAAACGACAUGGACUAUGGCACGGUUGCCUGCUGGGCGAAAAACCGGAUAGGGGUGCAAAAGACACCCUGUCUUUUUCAGAUCAUCGUCGCCGGGAAACCUUAUCCCCUUCAGAAUUGCACGGCCCUCCAGUCGACCGGUCCGUACGCGUAUCGAAUGGGUCACGAGGAUUUCAAAGCCACCGAAUCGAGGGAUGCGGAUUGGUUGAUCGUCAGAUGCUCGGAGGGAUUUGACGGCGGUUUGCCCAUAACUAAUUACGAGCUGGAGGUGUAUAGCGAGGAGAACGUUUAUCACUUCAAUACCUUUUACCUAAACCACACAGAGAGAUCCAGCUCGUCCGGUCCGGUUUUUGAGGUUCCUGGUUUAGAGACCGGUCGUAAAUAUAGGCUUCAUCUUUACGCUGUCAACGCAAAGGGUCGAAGCGAUCCUGUAGUCCUUGAACCAGUCACGCUCAAAGCAGUCGCUAUGUACACCACCGAUCGCGGAACUUCCGACGGCAGCAUGGACUACAGUCUUCUGGUGGCGUGUUUCGCCGGUGGAAUAACAGCCGUGUGCAUCCUGAUCGUCGGCAUAACUCUGACACUGUAUCGCCGUAACCAUCCGAUGCAAUCGAUGAAAACUCACACCGAAGUGGUGCGUUACGGCAACAAAGACGACAGAGUGGUUAUAGCACCGUUGAAUAAGGAGACCAGCGACGAGAUCAAAGGAGAAACGAUCAACGAUAUGGCCGAUGACGAUCCUGACGUGAUUCCAAGCAAGAUGGAUAAGAGGCCCGACAUAUUCGAACCGAAUUACGAGACUUGCAAGUCGGACAGAACGAAAGAUUUCGGUCAUUUGGAGGAGCUGGAUUAUCCGACGCCCUCGUCGGUCUUGCAUACAAAGGACUCGUGGAUCUAUCCUAACGGCUACGUGAAAAAGGUGGAGAAGAGCUUGAGCCCGUUGCGACCCAGCACGCUCCCUGUCCAUCGUAGUCACGAUAUUUACACGAGAAGUUCGCGUGUCCAAGAGAGCUGUAUAUAGGCGGUCCUGGUGCUUCGUCGACGAUCGUGGCGUCACGACUGAUGCUGACCAAAUUGACGAGCCGCGACUCGUUUUCCGAUACUCACCGACGAAUUUUGCUCCAGCGUAUGAGUUUUAACGUCCGAUGCUCGCUUCGCAGGUUUUUGUUUCCAUCCCAUCGUUUGAUCGUACAAGUAGCUUCCGAAAUGAAUGAGAUACACGUUUGGAGAAGGUAGACAGUGGAAUAAAUUUUGGCAAUUAAUUUAACUCUGCGUAAUACCAUACGAUUUGGAUGUUAUUAACACACGCGUAUGGUACGUACCAGUUAUAAUAGGUCGUAACGUAUGAAAUGCCGGUCCGAAUGCUUCGGAUUCUUCAGUUAGAUCGUACCAAGGAGUACAUUGUCUGAAGCGUGAUAAACGCGGACUUAUGUUCUCUUUCGUUGCGCGUAUCCUCUGUCGAGGAUCGUGUUUAAGGUUCUUCAAGAUCCUCUUUGUAACGGUACAACGAGUACGCGCAAAAUUGACACCACUUUUCUUCGUUUCAGGUGAGUUUAAUUACUUUGAUUACAAAUGUGUGUUUCAACGUUGAAACUCGAAUUGGAAGCGACAGUUACUCUGCAAAAACCUAACGUAGUUGCUGAUUUUCCAACGAAAAUGCAGGUAACCGAUCGCAACGUUUCUCUUCGUAAAAGCAAAUAAAACUCCAAUUAUAGAUGGGUGUAGAACGGAAUUGUUCAAAGAACGACAUUCUCGAGACUCGAUGGAAACUUCUGGAUAGGUUUUAUUCGCGUGAAAGAAGGAAAGAACGGACGCGGCUCACAGUUUACUAUCCUAUCGCGAAACUACGAUUGACUCAUGCCAAAAACGUUAAGCAUGGUAAACGACGUUUGUAAAUAGACAAUAAGUACCGUUAAGAUUCCCUCCUGAACUGUCAAGGUCGUACUCUUAUUUUUCACAUAGAUCUUAAUUAAUCGUAAAUAUAAAUGUAAAAAGGAGAGAAUAACAGGCGAUCAUGCAGUGUCUCGUUCGUCACGACGUUUGUACAUAGACAAUAAUUUUUCUUCCUUGAAUGUUGGUCUCCCAGUCGAAAGCUUCCCGUACUCCCGAUAUCCAUCGUCGCGUCGCGUCGCGUUGCGUCGGUACCGUGCUUUCGUGUUGAACGUUGUUUCGUAUGAAUAUUUGGUGUAUCGUGUGAGAAUGAACGCGUUUCACCGGCAAACGCGUUUACGCUUGGUCAAUCAAUUGGUCGAACCUUUUAACGAGCAUGUAAACGUUUGUAUAUAUGAAUAAUAAACUUCGUUGUUUAAUAACUUGGAAGAAGAA
This is a messenger RNA of Bombus huntii, 5550 nucleotides long. Its product is annotated as hemicentin-1-like. Gene Ontology annotation, molecular function: protein binding. The transcript has 9 exons. The record is from RefSeq and is a predicted model, not a curated record. Bases 1667 to 4246 code for a protein of 859 amino acids. NCBI's taxonomy places the organism in Eukaryota, Metazoa, Arthropoda, Insecta, Hymenoptera, Apidae.